Molecule: messenger RNA, 5911 nt
Organism: Armigeres subalbatus
Lineage: Eukaryota; Metazoa; Arthropoda; Insecta; Diptera; Culicidae
Gene: atk
Product: protein artichoke
Exons: 5
Coding region: 1009-5748 (1579 amino acids)
Cellular component (GO): extracellular matrix; plasma membrane
Molecular function (GO): protein binding
Source: RefSeq, a predicted model, not a curated record
GUUCACCGUUCAGCCCACGACUAGUCAGUUGAGGCUCGGAUCUCCUUCGAAACGGUUGUCUUUUUUCUUUCCACCUUCAAAGUGCGCGCGCUGGAAAACUUCACGGAAUUUUACCCACCCAGUGUUGAGCAGAAAUUCAAAAGAUUGCAACACACGUCUUUUUUCGGUGCAGUCAAGCAGUCAGCUAGUGCGUUGCGGUGUUACGAAAAAAGAACCCAUGAAUUGUUAAACUCAUUCAAGACGAUUUACUACGUGACUUAUAAAAGGUUUAUUUUUCGCAACAAUUAGUGUGAUCGAAAUGAGUGGUGAUGUGCACUGUGAAGAGGAAAUUUAACGGAUAAUUCGAAUUUUGCCGAACGGGCUCCUUUAUCUCAAGCGACCAACAACGUCCAGUUGAAAGUGAAGAAAAUGACCAAACUGCAAGCGCGGGAUGUUGCUGCAGUUUGAAGAGAGUGAAAAUAAGGUGGAAAAUCAGUCGACCGCGUCCGUUUUUCUAUGUGAUGAAGAUUUGAUUAUUGCCUUCUAAGAUUGGGCAUGUAAUAGUUACAUACUCACGAAAAUAAAAACACAGCCGCGCAGUGGACAGUUAAACCGUGCCAGUCGGAAUCGAAGAUUUAUAGCCAUUUAGGAGGAAAAUUUGGCGCGGGCUCCGAAUUGGAACUAAUUGACGGGUGGUCCCAGCUGCGAUAGGGGCAUACAUGUCUGAAGAAGGUCCACGAAGCAGCAACCGAAUAGAGGUGCGAUAACCGGUGCGUCGAACACUGACUAAAGCAGGUGAUGCAGCCUAUAGAGAAUGGACCAAUAAACCCGUAAUUGAUCAAACGAAAAUGAGCAGCCCCCAACUGACGCAAGGAUAUAGUCGUGCUCGCUUUGUUUCGAAUUAAUAAUGAGAUAUGAAAACAUUGAAAGUGAAAGCAUCGAACCGACAGAAAAUGAACACAGAUUUACUGAACGAUAAAUUCGGAUAGCAUCAUAAGCUUUACAUGUAAUACCUACAACCCUAUUAAGAUGGAUCGAACCGCCAAAUUGUUACCAAAAUGUGGUAGACGAUCUAACGUGAGACCUGAGGUCUUCGAAAAGCUACUUUUAAUAACUGUACUACUCGUUGCCAUCAUCUGUUUCUGGCAUGGUGCAUCGGCUCAGCGCGACACCAUUUGUCCCCCACAGGACAUAAUUCUACCUUGCCGGUGCUCCCAGCGAGGUAGCGAAAUUCAAAUAUGGUGCUCCCACAGCGAUCUUCCACGGGUGCUAACGGGCCUCAAAGCCGUAUCCAAGUCGAUCAAUAGGCCGAUUGACGAGCUGAUUCUGGAGAAUAACUUCCUCCCUUCGCUUCCUGGACGAACAUUCGCUCCCUUGAACAUUCUUCGGUUGAUGCUGCGACACAACGGACUCGAACGUGUCUCCAACGGGUGGUUGAACGAACUGGACAAAAGCUUGGUGGAGGUUUUCAUCGUUGAACGCAAUCUGCGUAGUCUGCCGAUAGACAGCCUGGUUGGAUUGAGAAAACUUGAAGCCGUGACAAUUCAGAGUGACAGCUUGAAACGCCUACCGGACUUUUCCGGCCUGCCAAAGCUGAGAUACAUCUCGGUACAGAGUGCGUCGUUGAUUGAGAUUUCGCCGCAAAGUUUGCGCGAUUUGAAGAACCUGGAAACGGUUAACAUUGUCGGAAGUCGGACGUUAACACGGCUGGAAGGAGGAUUGUUCAAUGAUUUGCCUAAGCUGAAUAUGAUCAAUUUGUCGGAGAACGGAAUCGAUUGGGUCCAUUUGCGGGCAUUUGUUGGAUUGCCUAGUUUGAAAAUAUUGCAGCUUAGCGGAAAUAAGAUGACCGAUGCUGGAAUGAUCGGACGAGCGGUGAAAGAUAUUCCCAACUUGACAGGACUGAAGCUGGAUAGAAACGCGAUCUCGAAGCUGAAUGAGGGCAGUUUCGUUGAUUUACCGGCAUUGAAGGAGCUGUACCUAAAUGACAAUACUAUAACGGAGAUAUUCCACGGAGCAUUCCACAGGACACCUAGUUUGAAGCUAGUCCAUCUGGAAAAUAACUACUUGCGACGAGUUCACCCAGAAUCAUUCCUGCAGGCCUCCGGAAGCGGUGUAGAAAUUAUUCACCUACAGCAGAAUGAAAUAGGACGCGUUGAAGAACUUCGAUCUCUUUUGGAUGCGCUUCCGAUGCUUCGGUUCUUAGAUUUGAGCUACAACAAAUUGGACUCAAUCCCAUUCGGAGCCUUGCGAGGUCAUGGAACGCUGGAACAACUUUACUUAAACAACAAUAAAAUUCGAAUGAUCGAACGAGAUGCUUUUAUGGCAAUGCCAGGCCUUCGCGAACUUCGUCUAAGCAACAAUUCUCUUUCUGAUAUUCUUCCGAUGCCCUUUUGGAACCUUCCGGGCCUCAAAGGCAUUGACAUUUCCUACAACAAUUUCCACCGAGUUGAGCCCACACUUCUCAUUGGAGUUCCAUCUUUGCGAAGAUUUGACAUCAGUGGUAACUCAUUAAGUGUUCUUGAUCCAGCUGCUUUCGUCAAUACUCCCAUGCUUGAAACGGUCAAUAUUUCGUUCAAUGAACUAAGUCUGAUCCAUCCAGCCACCUUCCGCGAUCUGAACCAUCUGUUCGAAGUUGACGCAGGGAAUAACAAACUACAGGAGUUCAUACCAGGACUACCAAUAGCCGUUGAAAGGAUAAACCUUCAACAGAAUCAAAUCUCAACGCUUCCUCAACCACCUUCCAAUAUAUUGGAUCUGCCCGCACUGCGCAUGCUGGAUUUGAGUGUCAAUCACUUGACCAGGAUAGCUAAGGGAACAUUCCAGACAACGCCGCAGAUGCGAGUGUUGGGUUUGGCGCGAAAUCAGCUCCAAAGUAUCGACGAGGGAAGCCUUACGGGAAUGGGUCGCCUAGAGGUACUCAACCUGCAGGACAACCGCUUACUUGCUCUUCACGAGAGGUCAUUGAGUUCACUGGAGAACCUGCGAGAGCUUACAUUGCAAGGGAAUCGUAUUGAAGUUCUUGUAGACCAUCUUUUAGACAACAAUGGCCAUUUGGAGCGCUUCGAUGCAUCACGAAAUAGCAUAGUGGAUAUUUCUCCGAAGGCCUUCAGGAACAGCAGAUCGCUACAGGCACUGGACCUGUCUGCGAACAAGUUGAGGCAGUUGCCAGAGUCGCUUAGUGGAUUGAGUGAAUUGCGAGAGAUUGACGUGAGCUUUAACGAGUUGACGGAUCUUACACCGAAUGUUCUAGGAUCGUGGAGAAACCUUGAAGAGUUGAAGGCGUCUAACAAUCGGGUGAAUCAACUGCAUCAGGGAUCACUGAGAAAUCUACCGAUGUUGCAGUACAUGGAUCUGUCCAGUAACGAGUUGUCAAUACUGGAGCAUGGAUCGUUGAGGAAUCUACCCGAGCUACAGGAGCUGGUGUUGGCCGACAAUAAACUUUCCGAGCUGAAGGAUAGAGUGUUUGAGGAUCUACCGAACUUGCAGGCUGUCCAUCUUCAGCAAAAUAAUUUGCAGUUCGUAGCACCGCAAACUUUCUAUCGAUCACCGUCCAUUGUCUACCUGAAUCUCUCCGCAAACCAGUUUCGUAACUUGGACAGCGUAGGACUACGAAGCGUCCGCAAUUUGGAAGUUCUGGAUCUGUCCGGGAACUUUAUCCGAAAGAUUACGACGAAUCCUCUACGUGGCCUGGAUUGGCUGGUUGAACUCAAGCUGGACAACAACAAAAUUUGCGGCAUCCAGGGCGAACCGUUCAGCUCGAUGCCCAGGUUGCGUGUGCUGAGCAUUCGAAACAAUAGGAUGGUGCGCGUUCCCGAGUCUAUUUUCCGUAACUUACGGUCCAACAUUGCCAUCCUGGACGUCGAUGGUAAUCCUCUGGAAUGUAAUUGCGAGAUGCUGUGGUACCGUGGAUGGCUUCAGGAGACGGGAACUCUCUUCCCGGGUCCGCGAUGUAACAACGGGAAAAUGUUAAUCGAUAUGCGGUUGUCCAGAACCGAAUGUCAAACAGAUGCCCGAGUAGGAACUGGCCCAGAUCAGCAAAUUCCGCUAACCAACGAUCACGGAGAUGUGUUUACACGCGCUUUGGACUUCGACGAUUGUGGGUCCGAAAAUUACGAGAGCCUACCUCCUGGACCGGCACCCGGAAUAGGCCCCGGAACCAUAGCCAUCCCUCCGUCUCCGGUCGAUAGUGAGUACUUCUCGGAUCAGUACAUUGAUUACCCCAACGCACUGAACGACAGUAACCUGGUCGGACACAUUAAUGGAUCUACCAUUUCAGGAGACCCCCAAGGUUCAAACAACUUCAGCCAAACGUUCGUCGAUUUCAACAACAACAAAUUCAACCAUCUGUACAAUCAACCCUUGGCACCAGUGCAGAAUAAUUCACCAUUUACGUUCUUCGGCGUGCCUAUUCCCAGCUUGAACAUUGGAAAAAUGUUCGGAGGAUCGGGGCGUAGUUCCAACAAUCGAGCUUCGACAGGCACACGAGCGAAAGGCAGAGUUCAGGUCUACCGCCCAAACGACCCCGAUUUACCGCCAAUUCUUAAAAACGGCGAUCGAGUAGAUUCCUCCAUUCCAAUAAAAUCUCCGGCUGAUACACAUGAAAAGAAUCCAGGCGCUACCAACGAUAAUAAUCUAUUCUACAGACCCUACUUCCAAACGUCGUUCCAGAAGCCAGAAAUUCAGAAAGGAGGUUUCACUCCGGUGAUUCCCGGUAGCGAAGGAGGAUUCAAACCGAUAACGGACCCCACCGUGAAGAUAAUCAAACAGAACAUUUCCGGUCCGGGUAUAUGGCCGGAGGAAUUUAGUGACCGCGUUCCUUUAGUUUCCGAUCACACACGAUAUCUACAAAAGAAUAAAUUUGAAGCAACCAUAAAGCCCUCUCACCAUGCUCCAUACUUUGUGGACGGUAUCAGCCACGGGAACCCAGUUCACAUCGUGCAGCAAAACGAUUCAGAAAAUACCAAAGAAAGCACGAACCGUUCUGAGAUGACGGAGAAACCAAACACCGCUCCGAAAAAUUCGGAGAUGGAAGAAGACGAAGAUGAUGAAGGCGACGAGGAAAGUGAAACCGAAGAAGAGGAAAUUGAACAACAACCAGCUCCACCGUUUCCAGGGGUUUCCAAAUACGAAGAAACCGACCUGACAACGCGUCUCUCGAUCGAACUGGGAACCGCCACAACCAUUGGACCUCUGGGCUUCAACAAACCGUACACUCUGCAUAAAACCGAACCCACCAUGACCCGAGAGCUGACCCGUGCGCCCACCAAUGAAUUCUACGACGGAGUCAACCACUCGCCAAGCUCUCUGUCCGCGCUGGUCUCGCCUGGAUCUCAACUGAACAACCUACCCACCGAAACCGGCGGUGGAGGAUCAACCGCGGGAAAGCGACCUCCUGGAAAGUCCACUAUCGAAAAGGUUGCCGCGCCACUGUCUUCCACAGUGACCCCGUACGUUGGAAACUCUCCGCGCGCUGAUGAAUAUUCACCGGGAACGCAUCGGAUCGCAUCGAAGUACGACAACGGUGGAGACUUCGUAACGCAGAGUAUCGCCGAUCUGGCCCAGCACCAUUUCCAUCCGAACGAGGGCAACGAAAUCCGGAAACGGGAGGACAUGGACUGGUACUACGCUACCUACAACCGAACUCCAAUCUAUGACGAUUUUGAUGGUCCGGGAUUGAAUCCGUAUAAAAGUGGCGCCGGACGGAACGGUGGAGUAUUUUGGGUUGUUAUGGCUGGUAUGACUGGCGUCGUGAUUAGUUUCCUAAACUAACUUUACAAACCAUAGUUUCUAAGCUAGUUUUUAGAUUUCAGAGCGCAAACCAAGAGAUAUUACAAUCAGAGAAGUGAUAUAAUUUUAGAAGAGCCCUUCAUUUGUAAAAAGAUUUCAUUCAAACCGAAUUUAAUUAUAGUUACAAUAAAGGUAAUCAGGAAAA